Molecule: messenger RNA, 1092 nt
Organism: Acanthosepion pharaonis
Lineage: Eukaryota; Metazoa; Mollusca; Cephalopoda; Sepiida; Sepiidae
Source: the annotation of a GenBank genome assembly
AUGUACAUUAUUCAGCUUUUGGGUAAUAAAAAUGGCUGCUUGUCUUCUACCCACUCAUGCUCUCUCUCUCUCUCUCUCUCUUUCUCUCUCUCUCUUUUUCUCUCUCUCUCUCUCUCUCUUUCUCUCUCUCCCUCCACAGUUUCAGUUAUCUACCCACUCAUGCAUGCUAUCUAUCUCUCUUUCUUUCUCUAUCUCUUUUUCUCUCUUUCUUUAUUUACCUCUCUCUCUAUUUCUCUCCCUCCUUCUCUUUCUCUCUCUCUCCACAGUUUCAGUUAUCUACCCGCUCAUGCUUUCUCUCUCUCUCUCUUUCUCUCUCUAUCUCAUUUUCUCUCUAUUUUUCUCUCUUUUUUAUUUACCUCUCUCUCUAUUUCUCUCCCUCUUUCUCUUUCUCUCUCCAUAGCUUCAGUUAUCUACCCACUCAUACUUGCUCUCUCUCCAUCUCUCUCUUUUCCUCUCUCUCUCAUUCUCUCUAUCUUUCUUUCUCUAUUUCUCUCCUUCUUUCUCUUUCUCUCUCUCUUUUUCUCUCUCUCUUUCUCUCUCUCCACAGUUUCAGUUAUCUACCCACUCAUGCUUGCUCUCUCUCCAUCUCUCUCAUUCCCUCUCUUCUUCACUCUCUCAUUUUUUCUCUCUCUUUUUCUCUUUGAUCCUCUCUCUAUUUCUUUCCCUUUUUCUCUUUCUCUCUCUCCCUCCACAGUUUCAGUUAUCUACCCACUCAUACUUUCUAUCUCUCUCUUUCUCUCUCUAUCUCAUUUUCUCUCUCUUUUUCUCUCUCUAUUUCUCUCCCUCUUUCUCUUUCUCUCUCUCUCUCUUUUUCUCUCUCCACAGUUUCAGUUAUCUACCCACUCAUGCUUGCUCUCUCUCCAUCUCUCUAUUUCCCUCUCUUCCCCACUCUCUCAUUUUUUCUCUCUUUUUCUCUUUGAUUCUCUCUCUAUUUCUUUCCCUCUUUCUCUCUCUCUCUCUUUCUCUUCACAACUUUUCACUGGUAUACUCUCUCUGUCUGUCUCUCUCUCUCAUUCUCUCUCUCUUAUUCUCUCUCUCUCACUCAUAUUACCGAAAUCUAGCGAGAAUUCGAUCAAUGAGUUUAUUUCGUAG